Molecule: messenger RNA, 915 nt
Organism: Suillus subalutaceus
Lineage: Eukaryota; Fungi; Basidiomycota; Agaricomycetes; Boletales; Suillaceae
Product: ribosomal protein S17e
Exons: 5
Coding region: 87-518 (143 amino acids)
Biological process (GO): translation
Cellular component (GO): ribosome
Molecular function (GO): structural constituent of ribosome
Source: RefSeq, a predicted model, not a curated record
CGGAAGUCACCGAGAGCUUCGCCUGCGUGAUCUUGGCCUCAAGGCAUCGACAUCGUCAACGUCCUCGACACUAAAAAUCCGACAAAAUGGGUCGUGUUCGUACUAAAACCACCAAGAGGGCUGCCCGUGUGCUCAUCGAAAAAUACUACCCCCGCCUCACCCUCGACUUCCAUACCAACAAGCGCAUCAUCGAUGAAGUUGCUGUGGUCCCCUCCAAGCGCCUCCGGAACAAGGUCUCCGGCUUCACUACCCACUUGAUGAAGCGUAUCCAGCGCGGGCCCGUCCGUGGUAUUUCGUUCAAGCUCCAGGAGGAGGAGCGCGAGCGAAAGGAUAACUACGUGCCUGAGGUGUCUGCUCUUGACACGAGCGCAACAGGCUUGGAGAUUGACAAGGAUACCUCUGAACUUCUCAAGGCACUCAAUUUCGACUCCAUCCCUGUGACCAUCGUACAGACUGUUAUCCAGCAACCAGAGCGUCCUCGGCGGGAGAGGCGCAACGUCCCUGGCGCUGGGCGGUAAUUUGUAUAUUCUAGGUCUUACACAUAGGCUCAUGUCAUGCCACGCCAUGCAUAUGCACGCGAUUACAACUAUUCUGGCUCCUUUACUUUUCUCCUACCACAAUUUUGCCCAUAAAUCAGGCUGUCAACCCUUGAACGUUUGUCAAGCUGCAGGCAAGUCUUUAGUCGUGUGCCAUGCAUACAAGGAGUUCUUCCAAAACGCAUUUGUAUUGAUAUGAAUCAACGGAGGAAACCGCGUUUAUAAUUUAAAGGUUAGCCUGGCUAGUGCGGAAUUGCAGCUACAGCUGUAAUAUGAAUUCGCAUAAACAAAGCGUUUUUCUCCUUCCGAAUGUGAUAUUUUCCCAUUUAUGCCCAACAACUUCAGGUGCUAACUGCCAAGUGCCUUGAUAGCCAUCUCA